Messenger RNA from Sclerotinia trifoliorum, 1018 nucleotides. The record is from the annotation of a GenBank genome assembly. NCBI's taxonomy places the organism in Eukaryota, Fungi, Ascomycota, Leotiomycetes, Helotiales, Sclerotiniaceae.
AAAUGAUAUUUCCUCAUAACUCCAAUUCGUUUUAACAUAAAAUUCUCCCUCAAAUCUCCAGAGAAAAUCCAAUUGACCCCUCAAAUCCUUCCAACCCCGCUCUCAGAAAUGAACAUACCCACCCCAAACCCCCACCACACAACCCUCCUCACCCUCCACCAAAUCCUCCACCUAACUCACCACCGCAACAAAAACCAACACCGUCUCUCAAAAUGGUACAAAUCAUUCAACAUCCUGCGUCGACAAAUCACCCGUCUGCUCGCUCUCAUUCCCGAAUAUGUGAUUGAAUCAUCACGUGGAAAGUCAAAAGUAAAAGGGAAAGCAAAGGAGAGGAAGGAGAGGGAAGAGAGGGAGUUACAGGACUUGAUUGGGUUUAUGCGGAAGGAUGUGGUGGGAGGGUGUUAUUUGUGAGUUUCUUGUUUUUGUUUCCGUUUUGUUGUCGGUUUGUGGAGGGGGAGGGGUUAUGUGGAGCAGGAAGGGGAGAAACGGCGGAACGGGAUGGUGAAGUAAGAUUGCUAAUAAAUGUGGAAAAUAGGGCGUUUAGCCAACUAGUAGCAGAUAACCAAUAUGCUACAUUAGGAUUGAUGUUAAUGGGAUGUCUGGCACGUCUAUAUAAGAUACUCGAAUCUUUACGAGUCUUAACAGCAGAAGAAAUCGCCGCGAAAACCGGGACAGUAAAUGAGGAGGUAAAAGUCAAUGAGCCAGAAAUAGGGGAGGAUUUAGGUGAGAAGAUCGUGAGGGAUGCUCCAGCUUCAAAAGUGGUCGAAGGUACUAAGAAGGAGGAAAAGAAAGAGGAAGAGGAUAGUGAAAUUAAGAAGUCGAAAGUAAAGAAGAGGAAACAGGAGGGUGAAGCAUUAGAACGAAAAUCUUCCAAGUUAUCUUCAUUAGAUUCGACGCCGGCUAAACCGCCAAAGAAGAAGAGGAAAAAGAAGGGUGGAGAUGCAUUUGAUGAUUUGUUUGAUAGUUUGAUGUAAUUUUAAGAAUUAAUGGUUAAUUUGAACCCCUUAAGCAAGCGAUC